Molecule: messenger RNA, 1275 nt
Organism: Malassezia japonica
Lineage: Eukaryota; Fungi; Basidiomycota; Malasseziomycetes; Malasseziales; Malasseziaceae
Gene: PBY1
Product: putative tubulin--tyrosine ligase pby1
Exons: 2
Coding region: 1-1275 (424 amino acids)
Biological process (GO): protein modification process
Cellular component (GO): P-body
Source: RefSeq, a predicted model, not a curated record
AUGCCGCGCGCGUGGAUCUGCUUUCCAGGCGCGCCGUACACGCAGCAUGCCGCCCAGACCGGCGCGCAGGCCGUGUUACGUGACUGGGACAUCGAGGUUCCGUCCACACCGCCUUCUGAUGCUGACGCAACGCCGACAGAUUACAAUGCGUACAUUGCAGACUACGAUCUUCUGCCGUUUGAUGCCAUCUUGUCCAAAGGCGCGCUGUGCAGCAGCUACAUGAUCCGCAAAGCACUCAUUCGCAAGCACUACCUAGCGCAGUCUCUGCAUGCAUUUGGAGUGAAGCGCAAUAUAAGCACGGACGUCGCGCCGCGCUCGUGGGCGCUCGACAUUCAGUUUGCCGACGAACUGGACGAACUGCUUGCUGACGACUUGUACGACGUGCGCGAUGCGCUCACGGCCAACGAGGAGUGCAGUAGCGAGGACGAGCGGACGUGGUUCAUCCUCAAGCCGGGUAUGGCAGAUCAAGGCAACGGUAUUCGCCUCUUUUCCUCGCUGGAGCGCCUGCAGGAAAUUUUCGAAGAAAUGGAAGGCGAUGCCAGUGACGACGAGGACGACGAUGCGGUGUACGCCAGCCAGCUUCGUCACUUUGUGAUCCAGCACUAUAUCUCUACACCAUUGCUGUUGGCGCCUAGCAGCGGGGGUAUGCGCAAGUUCCAUCUGCGCGCCUAUGUGACGUGCGUCGGUGGACUCCAAGUGUACCUGCACAACGAUAUGCUCGCUCUCUUUGCGCCUGUAGCCUACACGCCCCCCACGGAAGAGGGCGACCUGCAUGGACACCUGAGCAACACCUGCCUGGGCGAGAAGCAGGCGGCAGAGCAAGGCAUUCCGGUCCUGCCGAGCGUCUUUCUCUUUCGCGAUUUGGUCGAUACCCCCAUUUCGGCGCCUGGUGCCUCCGAGGCGAAGCUGACGCAGGCGCACAUGGACGCCAUCCGCCUCGGCGCUGUAAACGCGAUCGGCACGACUUUUGAGGCAGUCGCACGCGAAGCGUCGGUCCAUUGGCAAAUGUGGCCGAACGCGUUCGAGAUCUUUGGCGUGGACUUGAUGGUGAGCUGCGAUGCGUCGCUCUCGCCCGACUCGAUGCGUGUGUGGCUCUUGGAGAUCAAUGCACAACCCGACUUUAAGCAGAGCGGUGCGAAGCUGGAAGGAACGAUCCAGCACGUCUUUGAGCGUGCGAUUCAGCUCGGAGUCUUGCAGGAGGAAGGGUGGCCCGCCGGCGAAAGCCGCGACGGAGUGACGUGCUGCUUUGCCGACGAGAUCGUCAAGCAUCCGUAG